AACCUCGUCCUCGCCAUCCAACCGCCGUCCUACAUAUUCCCGUCGCAGCACUGUUUUUCCCCCUCUCCCGUGUAACCAUGUAAACCGUCGCGAUGUAUCCGCCAUUUGAUUACUUUGAGCACCGCCGGGCCUGCGUAAUCAAGCAGCGCCAUCGCGACGCUCGUUUCGACUCUCUCCCCGAUCCCUACAGAGGCCCCCUCACCUCCCAACAGCGCUCCAUUCUCAACGCCCCAAUCGCGCAGCUUGUUCGCGACGUCCACGAUGGCACCCUCUCGCCGAUCGACAUCCUCCGCACCUACGGGAAGACCACAACCGUCGCGCACCAGCGGACCAACUGCGUCACAGAGAUCCUCUUGCCAGAGGCCGAGUCGUGGGCGAGGAACGAGCAGGACGUGAAUCUCAAGGGUCCGCUCGCCGGCGUUCCCGUGUCCCUCAAGGACUCGAUCGCCGUGGGCGGCUUCGACGUCAGCGUGGGCUACUCGCGCAACGUCUUCAAACCCUACAGCGAGGAUGGGGUCAUGGUGAAGCUUCUCAAAAGAGCUGGAGCGAUCCCUCACGCCAAGACUGCGCUGCCCAUAACGCUGUUGAGCUUUGAGAGCACCAAUGAUCUGUGGGGUGUGUGCAAGAACCCGCACAACCCAAGGUACUCACCUGGAGGGAGUACAGGCGGCGAAGGCGCUCUGUUGGCAUUAAACGGAUCGAGAAUUGGCAUCGGUUCCGACGUCGCCGGCUCUGUGCGCGCCCCUGCAGCUUGGUCGGGGAUCAAUUCUCUGCGCUGCUCGACUGGCCGAUGGCCGAAAGUCGGGAUGAAUACCUCCAUGCCAGGCCAAGAAGGCAUUCCCAGUGUGUUUUCCCCGAUGGCCAGGACCUUGGAUGACUUGACCUACUUCACGCGGGCAUUCAUCGGCAUGAAGCCCUGGGAAGUGGACUACACGGUCCAUCCUGUUCCAUGGCGACAGGAGCUCUACGAUGAAGCGCUAGAAAAGAAACCGCUACGUAUCGGCCUGAUGUCCACAGACGGCGUUUGCGCUCCCGCUCCGGCGAUUUCUCGCGGUCUGGAUAUCACGGCCUCGGCGCUUCGCUCCGCUGGUCACCAAGUGGUUGAAAUCCCCGUCUCUUCGUAUCCCCCGGCUGCCACACCUGCCCAAGGCUUACAGAUCGCCAGCGUGCUGCUCUGUGCCGACGGUGGGAGGACUUUCCGAUCCUUCUUCCGUACAGGUGAAACCAACGACCCAGGCGCGGCGCAGAUCAAUUUCUACAUGGCCCUGCCUCGACCUCUCAAAUACCUGUGGUACCUCUUCACGCGCUAUAUCCGGCGUGACUCGGUGUGGGCGUCCAUCCUCCGCUAUUUCCAUCCCCUGAGCGCGUUCGAGCAGUGGCGUUGGGUUGCCAAACGCGAAGCUUUCAGGGCGACGUGGUUCGACUGGCUCAACCAGCCCGCGCAACAGUUUGAUUUUAUUCUGUGUCCCGGCAACGCUACCCCGGCCCUGCCGCAUGGGUGUAUGAAGGAGGCCGUGAGCAGCUGUGGGUACACAUUCUUGUGGAAUCUUUUGGAUUACACCGCUGGUAUCCUCCCUGUUGCCAAGGUGGACAAGGAAAAGGAUGCUCUGCCCAAGGGGUUUCGACCGGCGAAUGGAAUCGAGAAGGGCGCGUACAGGUACUAUGACAGCGCGAAGAUGGCGGGCCUCCCGAUUGCGGUCCAGAUCGUGGGACGGAGACUGACAGAGGAGAAGGUCCUGGGGUACAUGCAAGUCGUGACGGAUGCGUUGAGAGAAAGCGGAACAGUGUACGAGCAUUUGGACGUCGACAACCUCCCCGAGAUUGACGAGCUGGAGCAAGGAAGCAGCAAGAAGAUCCCCGUAGACCCCAAGAAGAUCUGGUAGUACGGCGCCGCCCUCGGGUAAGUGUUGAGAGUUGCGAGCGGGUGGCCAGCGAGUGAGAAAUGAGAUGGUUGAGGAGAGAGGAGAGAGAGAGGAACAUGAUUGAUCUGCAUAUAUAUGUGUGUACGCAUGUGCGUAUGGAUCAAGUAGGCGGCCGCUCUCGAGAAGAACCUAUCCGCGGUAUAUUAAAUCAUGCAUGUACCAGCCAACUUCGCAGCGACAACAGAGAGGCCAAGCCAGAAUCCAAUUCAUUAUGAUAUCGCAAGGCCAGGGUUCUUUGAGAUGCCAUCCAUGGUUUUCUCACAUUCUUUUUACGGCAGGCCGAAAUAUAAGUACUCGAGAUGGAGGACGUAGCCUGAGACGAGAACAGAGGGCCACAGAAACAGUUCAUCUCGGGCGCCUCGUUUCGAAAUUAUACAUAUACAUAGGUCUGUUAAGU
Cladophialophora immunda is the source of this 2319-nucleotide messenger RNA. RefSeq lists its product as uncharacterized. The record is from RefSeq and is a predicted model, not a curated record. The transcript is spliced from 2 exons. The coding region runs from base 93 to 1883 and encodes 596 amino acids. Lineage: Eukaryota; Fungi; Ascomycota; Eurotiomycetes; Chaetothyriales; Herpotrichiellaceae.